This is a messenger RNA of Oncorhynchus gorbuscha (pink salmon), 1680 nucleotides long. Its product is annotated as cyclin-dependent kinase 12-like. NCBI's taxonomy places the organism in Eukaryota, Metazoa, Chordata, Actinopteri, Salmoniformes, Salmonidae. The annotation marks the transcript as partial. The record is from RefSeq and is a predicted model, not a curated record. The transcript is spliced from 4 exons.
AUGCCUGGGUCGGAUAGACACCAUGGGACCAAGAGGAAGCCGGAAUCCAACAGUAGCAUUGCCCUGCCACCCCAAACAACGAGUGGUAACAGCGGGCCACACAAGCCCCUGGUCCUGCCUCAUACCUCUGCGGGCAACAUGACGAGCAAGGACUGUAACCUUCAGUCAAAGUCGUCAGUGCCAUCUUCUUCCAAGCGCAAACGGCAUAAAUCAGCCAAACAUGGACGUGAGUCCGAGGUGGCUCAGGGCCCUGGUUUUUCUGCCCUCACCUCCACAGCGCCUCCUUCCGUUAGCGCCGUGAAGCCGCUGGUAGAAUAUGACGACAUAAGUUCCGAUUCGGAUACUUUUUCGGACCCGCCUGCUGAAAGAGGGUCUGGGGAUCGGUUAGAACCUGUCCCAGAUUAUAGUAAAGGAGAUGGGGGCGGGGCUGUUGGUAGAGAUGGUCGGGAACAUAAGCACCGACACUCUCGCAAAAAGUCGAAGGAUCCCAACAAAGUUAGAGACUCUGGGGAAGGGGGUCAGAGUACCAAGAAAAAAGCAGCAAAGACCGGUCAGCUGGAGGCUGACUUGGGGCCAAAGCGUGGAGAGUUGCCCCCUUCCACCCAGGCCCAAACUGCAGCCAGUGUGGGAAGCACCACAUCCUCCUCCUCGUCAUCUCGCAGCAAGGAGGGUGGCCGCUCCGGGAAGUCUCGCAAGGAUAAGCCACAGAAGACAGAGGGACGGGAGGGGCGUGAGGGUCGGGGGAUGCAACCGCCAGCCAGAGCACCUCUGCCUCUCAGAAGGUCCGGACGGAGAGGAGCCAACGGGAGCCCUCGCCGGAAGGGAACAGCCCCUACACAGUCCCCCAGCCCCCCAAGGAGAGGGGGUAAUGGAAGCCCCAUGAUCGGUGGUUACAGCCAAGAGGUGGACAGCUACCACCACCAGAGACGUAGGCCGGCCCCACAGAGCCCCAGCCCCUACAGGGAGAUGUCCAGGCGGAGUAGGCAGAGGUCGGACAGCCCCUACGCCAGCAGGCAGAGGUCUUCCAGCUAUGAGCGAGACGACAGCCCCUACUCCAGGAGACGCUCCAUCAGUCCCUAUGGUAAUCGCAGGUCCUCCAGCACUAGCCCUGUGUCCCGGCGCUCAGUUCGCUCCCGGAGUCGUUCGCCGCCUUUCUCCUCUUCCCGUCGCUCCUCCUCUCGCUCUCGCAACAAGAAGCAUUCGUCCUCUGCCGGGGCGGGUCUCACAGCAGCCGGCCCACCAGCCGCUCCCCACCCUCAUCCCGCCUGCCACUCAACUCCAGCCUGGGGGCGGAGCUUAGCCGGAGGAAGAAGGAGCGCCAGGCUGCGGUGGCUGCAGCUCGUCCCCCCUCCCCUCCACCUUCCUCACGCAAGACCAAAGGGUCCACCUCACGCCCCCCUAAAGCUGAGCCCGAGAGAGUACCUGAGAGAGACUCUGUCCAAGCCACGGACCUCCAGCCUCCACCCAUUGCACCCCAGCCCCAGGACACUGUUGGCGAAGAACACGGCUCUGCAUCUCCACCCUCCAUCUUCUCAUCUCCUGCUCCCCCUCUGCCCCCCGGUCAGACGACCCCACUACCUCCACCUCCUCUGCCCUCCACCCCUGUUGCCCAACUUCAGCCACCUACACCCCAGGGCCAGACUGAGUCCAGCCUCGCACCCUCCACAGCCCUCUCCUCCU